Molecule: messenger RNA, 1599 nt
Organism: Stereum hirsutum FP-91666 SS1
Lineage: Eukaryota; Fungi; Basidiomycota; Agaricomycetes; Russulales; Stereaceae
Product: cytochrome P450
Exons: 11
Coding region: 1-1599 (532 amino acids)
Molecular function (GO): monooxygenase activity; iron ion binding; heme binding
Source: RefSeq, a predicted model, not a curated record
AUGGACUUGUCUUCGCCUGUCGUGCUGCUUCUGGGAGGCAUCGUUUUAAGUUUCGCCGUAUGGCGAAUCUUGUCCAUUGGGCGAAGAGAGAAAGCUCUCCCUCCUGGACCUGCGACGACCCAUUUGCUGGGAAACCUACAUCAGUUCCCCACGGAAUAUGCAUAUCGCCAAUUGACCUCCUGGGCGAAGGAGUAUGGUGGAAUAUACUCACUUAAGAUGGGUCCGGGAAAUCUCAUGGUUGUCACUGAUGUCCAAAUUAUGCGCGACCUCAUCGAUAACAAAAGCUACUCGUCCGCUGAUCGAGAACCAAGUUAUCCCAUCAGCAUCGUUACGGACGGGAAGAACAGUAUAUUUGGACCGUACACGCGUGAAUGGCGCAAGAGUCGCCAACAGCAACACGAUAUGCUCAGCAAAGAAGCUUGCGAGCGACAUUUACUGAUUCAAACGGCUGAAGCAACUCAGCUACUUUGGGAUAUCCUACACGAUCCAGAGAAUUUCGCAAAUCACGGGUUCCGAUACGCCAACUCUCUUAUUACGUCCGUGUUCUGUGGCAUCCGCUCUCCACACCAUAGUAGUUUGUUUUCGGCCACAUUUCACAAGAUGAUAGGGGAGUGGGCGCGAUUCCUCGAGCCAGGACACAACCCUCCUGUUGAUCUGAUUCCUUUGCUGAAGUACGUGCCUGCGAGAUGGGCGAGGUGGAAGCGUAUGGCAGCGAGUUUGCGAAGGACACAACGUACCAUGUACGGUACGCUGAUCGAACGGUGUGAAGCUCAUAUUUUGGAAAACGAUCGCAAAGGAGCGGCAUUGGAGAAGAUAAUAGACGAGCGUGAAGAACGAGGAAUUGACCGGGCAUUGUUGCGCGGCAUCGUCGGGUCCAUCCUCGAAGGUGGUUCCGAUACGACUGCUCUCUUUACACGAAGCUGCAUUCUAAUGCUAGUGGCACAUCCUGAGGCACAGGAGCGGGCACAUCAAGAGAUUGAAUCCGUAGUCGGCCAUGAUCGCCUCCCUACACGCGAUGAUUGGGACAGUCUGCCGUACUGUCAAGCUCUUGUCAAAGAGGUCUUGCGUUUCCGCCCUCCAGUGCCGUUAGGUGUGCCAAGGAGCAUGAGACAGGCCGAGACCUGCAACGGAUUCUUGAUUCCACGGGGCUCUACCGUCAUUAUCAAUCAGUAUGGCAUACUACACGAUCCCGAGGCUUAUGAUGAACCAGACAAGUUCAAACCAGAACGUUUCCUGUCCUCUCCAGUAGGGGUUAAACCUGGCGUGGAUGAGGCCGGACGAGAAGAUUUGAACUUCGGUGGAGGGAGACGCGUUUGUCCCGGAAAAAUCCUGGCCAAAAACUCGCUCGCCAUUAAUACUAUGAAUUUUGUGUGGGCAUUCAAGUUCACUAAUGCAAUAGAUAGUCAGUCGAUGCGACCAAUCCCAGUGGAUAUCACUAACUACUCGAAGGGUCUCACCACCGCACCUAAUCCAUUCAGAUGUCAGAUUAUCCCGCGAAGCCCCGCACAUAUUACGCUGAUUGAGAAGGGCAUGGAGCAGGCGAAGGAGAUCUUCAAAGACUUCGAAGUUCUGGACAAGUUGUAUGAACCGGAGGACUAG